Molecule: messenger RNA, 750 nt
Organism: Aureobasidium melanogenum CBS 110374
Lineage: Eukaryota; Fungi; Ascomycota; Dothideomycetes; Dothideales; Saccotheciaceae
Exons: 2
Coding region: 1-750 (249 amino acids)
Source: RefSeq, a predicted model, not a curated record
AUGAAGAUUAUCGUCACUGGUUGUACAGGUCUGGUCGGCUCUGAGGUCGUCCGCUCGGCCAUCAAGCAUCAGUUCAUCACACACGUCUACGCCGUCACUCGCAAACCCCUCGAUCCCAAGAUUGCCAACAACCCAAAGGUCACUCAGAUCAUCCAUGAGGACUUUGAGCAAUGGCCUGAUCACUUGUUGAGGUUGUUUGAGCAUGAGGGUGUUAAGGGAUGUAUCUGGUGCAUCGGCGGCUGGGCCAACAACUUCCCUUCCCUAGAAGAAGCCCAACGCGUCAACAUCGCCCUGCCCCAAACCGCCGCCGAAACCUUUUCGUCUGCUCUCUCUCCCUCUUCCGCCGAAAUCUCGCAAUCCAAAAACAAACGCGGUAUUGCUUUCCGCUUCAUCUACAUGUCCUGCCACGGCGCCGAGCAAAAUCCCUUUGCGUCUCUGUGGUGGAGCGCCGACAGCAGAAAAAUGAAAGGAGCUGCUGAAAAGGGACUGUUUGAGUUGGCGGACACACGCACACCGGGCAGUUUCGAGUGUUAUGCUUUGAGAUUGGGAAAGGUGCUCGCUGGUGGACAGAGUAUUUAUAACUUGGUGACUAUGGGUGGAAGUCAGAGUAUUGCGGAUACCUUGGUCGCGAGGUGUGCAAUCAAUACUGUGCUGGAUGGACGUACCAAGGAGGAAGGAGGCAGGAUUUUGGAGAAUGUGGACUGUUUGGGUGAUGAUUGGGCUCAAAUCAACAGUUUUGCUAUCCAGUAA